Aspergillus saccharolyticus JOP 1030-1 is the source of this 2172-nucleotide messenger RNA. Its product is annotated as NAD-dependent malic enzyme. The record is from RefSeq and is a predicted model, not a curated record. Gene Ontology annotation, biological process: pyruvate metabolic process; malate metabolic process. The coding region runs from base 406 to 2094 and encodes 562 amino acids. Gene Ontology annotation, molecular function: NAD binding; malate dehydrogenase (decarboxylating) (NAD+) activity. The transcript is spliced from 7 exons. NCBI's taxonomy places the organism in Eukaryota, Fungi, Ascomycota, Eurotiomycetes, Eurotiales, Aspergillaceae. Gene Ontology annotation, cellular component: mitochondrion.
AAAUGUAGUUGAGCACAUCCCCAAGCCUGCGCCUUAUUAGCGCUCGACUAGCCGGUUUUCUGCGGCCAGGCUCGGCCUCUUGCAUCAUAUGGUCCGGCUAUAUUAGGUUUCCUUUAUCGCCCAGGGUCAAUCGCUAUUGUCUUCCCUAAGCUGAUCCAACCCAUCAUUUGAUACCCCUCACAUGGCCAGGGGUUCUCCCAUCAUAGCAUCAAUAGCAUCGAAGCUACCAUCUUCGCUGUCACAGCAGUGUCGCCCUAAAUCUUUCUAGCAUAUACCGAGCAUGUCUGCAUCAAGCAAGCAAUCCGAAUUCAGCCAUCUGCCCCGUGCUUCCGUGGGUCCUUUGGUUUGUCCUCACGAGGUAUCGCUUUUUCUUGACUGAAAUGACUGCGCCGCUGGGCUAUGCUAAUGGGGACUUCUGACUUUAAUGGACAGGGUCGGGACCUUCUAGAGUCCUGUCAAUUCAAUAAAGGAUCAUGCUUUCCGCAGGAAGAACGCCAGGCAUUCAAGCUGCUAGGCCUGCUUCCCCCCAAUUUUCAAACACUGGAAGAGCAGGUCCAGCGAGCCUAUGAGCAAUAUAGCAGCCGCGAGAGCGAUAUCGCGAAGAACACAUUCAUGGCUAGUAUGAAGCAACAGAAUGAGGUUUUGUACUACAAGCUCCUGGAAACCCACCUUAAGGAAAUGCUCAGUAUCAUAUACACGCCGACCGAAGGCGAAGCGAUACAGAACUAUUCUCGCCUGUUCAGAAAGCCAGAAGGAUGCUUUCUGAAUAUCAAGGAGCAGGAUAAGAUCGAAGAAUGCCUCUCCAAUUUCGAGAGCAGCGAUGAGAUUGACUACAUCGUGGUUACUGAUGGAGAGGAGAUUCUGGGCAUUGGAGACCAGGGUGUAGGUGCCAUUCUGAUCUCAGUCGCCAAACUGGCAUUGACAACCAUUUGUGCCGGUAUUCAUCCUUCGCGGCAGCUACCGGUGGUUUUAGACUGCGGUACCGAUAAUGAGACCUUACUCAAAGACAAUUUGUACCUGGGACUUCGACAGCCUCGGGUCAGAGGGGAGGAGUAUGAUAAAUUUGUGGAGAGGUUUGUGACAAUUGCUAAGCAGAAGUUUCCAAAGGCAUAUAUUCACUUCGAAGACUUCGGUCUCCACAAUGCCAAGCGUAUCCUUGACAUGUUCCGCUCCCAGAUUCCAUGCUUUAAUGAUGAUAUACAAGGCACUGGAUGUGUAACGCUGGCCGCCUUGAUGGCUGCUUUGCAUGUUAGCAAGGUCAAGCUGGACGAUGUGCGUGUAGUGAUUUACGGGUCUGGAUCUGCUGGCAUAGGCAUUGCCGCGCAGAUCGCUGACACAAUUGAGAACGAGGCGCGUAAGCCGAAAGUAGAAGCUAGGAAGCAAAUAUGGUGCCUCGACAAGCCUGGGCUUCUUGUCAAAUCUUUGGGAGAUCAACUGACGCCGGCCCAAGUACCAUUUGCACGGGAUGACGACGAAUGGUCCGGAGAAGAGCCACGCGACUUACUGGCCGUAGUGAAGAAAGUGCAACCACACGUGCUUAUUGGAAUCUCUACCAAGCCUAAAGCUUUUACGGAAGAGAUCAUUCGCGAGAUGGCCAAGCAUGUCGAGACACCUAUCGUCUUCCCACUCAGCAACCCAACACGCCUACAUGAAGCGUGCCCCGAGGACAUCAACCGUUGGACAGAUGGUAAGGCCUUGAUGGCUACUGGUAGUCCAUUCCCGCCUGUUGAGCUGAAUGGAAAAAAGUACGAAAUUGCCGAGUGCAACAAUUCAACUUGCUUUCCUGGAAUUGGACUGGGAGCAGUUCUCUCACGAACACGGGUGUUGUCAGACAAGAUGCUUGUCGCGGCAGUCAAAGCAUUGACUAUGCGGUCCCCGGCGCUGCAGGAUCCCAAGGAGCCACUUCUUCCGGACGUUCAAGACGCCCGCGAGAUCAGCGUCGAUAUUGCAAAGGCCAUAAUCAAAACUGCGGUGGAGGAAGGUCAUGCAGAGGAGGUGGGGAUUCCGACGGAGGAUCAGGAAUUGGAUGAAUGGGUUCGGAUUCAAAUGUGGGAGCCAAAGUACCGACCGUUGGUACGACCGCAACAGGAGUGAGUGGGUUUUAAUUGGGUGGCAAGUAGGUAGUCACUUGAUACGUACAUUAGAAUAGAUAAUUCGAUAAUAAGUGUUUAG